AUGAACCAACUCCAUUAAUUUGAGUAUGAAAAAUCAAUUUUUAAAAUGACCUGCAUAAGAAAACACCUUUUAAAAGAUAUCACCUACUUUUUGUUCUUAUUUAAAGACUAUCUAAUUUUAAGUUAAGUAAAAGAUAAAUUUAUUUUUAAAAGGAACAAAAUUCAUAAUAACCGAAAUAUAUUUUUAAGAUUAAUCUUGAUACAAAAGUGUAUUGGCAAAUGGAGAAAUAAAUUUAUCACCAAAUAGGAUUGGAAUACAAAGGAGAGGUGAAAUAUUUUAAUGGUGAUUGCGAAGGUUUAAAGUAGCUAAAAAUGUUGUUAAGAAAUAAAGUGAUGUAUCGCAACGUGAGUGACUUCUACAUACCAGUCAAAUAAUUAGGAAGAGGAGGUUCUUCAAGAGUAAUUGCUAUUUUAAGUUAUAGGUAUAUUUAGUCACAGACAAAUGGAAUAAUUAACAAUACGCUUCAAAAAACGUGGAAAAAAGAUAUUUGAAGGAGGAUGGAGGAUUUGUAAAUAUAUAAAUGAGUUUAGGAAGCAUUAUUUAAUGAAAUAAAUUUGAUGGCAGCAUUAAGCCAUGAAAAUAUCGUGAAAUUGGAAGAUGUUUAUGAAGGAGAGAACACAUUUUACAUUAUUUUGGAAUACUUAAAAGGUGCAUCACUUCAUGAUAUGAUCACUAAAGGAAUUUUAUAAUUAGGAUGGGAUGAGAUAAAAUCCAUAAUGAGGGUAAUACUUCCAUAUAAUUCAAGUCCUUAUUAACUGCAGUAGUACAUAUGCAUUCCUAAAAUAUUAUGCAUCGAGAUUUGAAGCCUGAAAAUAUCAUGUUUAAGAAUUUAAAUGAUAUAAGAGGAUUAAGAAUUGUAGAUUUUGGAUUGGCAACAAGUACAACAGUAGCCAGUUAUCCAUUUCCUAAAUGUGGUACUCCAGGAUAUGUGGCACCUGAAAUAGCAAAUUUGAAAGACCUUUCGAAUAAAUAUGAUAAAAUUUGUGACAUUUUUAGUGCAGGUUGCAUUUUUUAUAAAUUGUAAAUAUUCUAAUAAUUCAAUUAGAAUCACUUCCAAAGAUUUGUUUCCUGGCAAAGACUAUCACGAAGUCUUAAAAUUAAAUAAAAAGUGCUUGAUAAAUUUAGAUACGUUAAGCAUCUACUAAACACCUUAAUCAGCAAUAGAUUUAAUCUUUUAAAUGCUCUAAAUUGAUCCAAAAAAUAGAAUUACUGCACAAUAAGCAUUGGAACAUCCAUUUUUUACAGAACUAUACUAAGAUAGAAAAAUAAAAUUCUAGUCAUAAAAAAAGACCUUAAGCAAUAACUCAAAGCCUUGGCAAACGUUAACAUUUAAGCAGUAAAACUCGGAUCGAUUAUAAUUACCUUAAAUAAAUCAAGAUUCAAAGAAUUAAGAUGAAGACGAUGUUGGCAUUGAAGAUGAAAAAGCCACCAUCUAAAUACUGCCCAUAAAUAGUCCUAGGUUUGUUCAAUAAGCAAAAAUUAAAAAUCUAGCUCUAGCUGAAGGCUCUCCUAAGGAAAUGCCUAAAAAAAGUGCCUUAAAGAAGUUCUCUACUUAAGAGUUCGAGCAUCUAACUCCUGAUACUCAAUCGCCUGAUUCUGGGGGCAUGAAUUUCUGCAACAGUCCCAAAGUCAUCCAAGAUGCUGUUAUAAAGAAAAAUUUUACUUUUUCUAAAUAUAAUUAAUAAUAACAAGCAAUCGAUGAAGUAGAUGAUGAAUAAAAAUUAUGA
Messenger RNA from Paramecium octaurelia, 1727 nucleotides. Lineage: Eukaryota; Ciliophora; Oligohymenophorea; Peniculida; Parameciidae. The record is from the annotation of a GenBank genome assembly.